UUGUGACUCGUAUCAGUAUCCCACUUCACCUGUACUCUUUCUCCCUCUGCGAGCUGCACCUUCUUGCCUCUCCCGGUUGUUUGCCGUCAUCAUCUCUAUCGCACCGGCCGCCGUGACCGUCGCGCCGCCACCUUGAACACCAAACCAGUGUUAACGAUGAACCGUAUCGUAUCAGGUAACUACACGAUGUCGUUGAGGGGUUUCCUAGGGCUUUCUGAGGGUGAGGUCAUGAGGUCUGAUGCAAAACCUUGUUCGAGGUUGAUGAGACACACAGCUGGAAUUUGUAGUGUUGGUGGAGCAUUAGGAUUUUGGAUCCUUUGCCGAUUGCAUUACGGUCCUCGAAUUACAGUUCCUCGGAGUCUUCGUUGGGCAGCGUGUGGAGCUGUAACUAUGAGCUCAAGCACAGCUUUGCUGGUUCGUUUGUUUAGUCCUGAAUGUGAACCCCAGAACAUAGCUGCUUAUGACACAAAAAACUAGCACUAUAUUGUAACUCCUUUUCUUUUUCCCUCCUCAUAUAGAAAGGGAGAAAUGGUUAAUUUUGAGAUGAUGCAAGAUUGAUAUCAUAUACGGAUAAUAUCUAGCAUUUGUAAGUUUUAUGGUAUAAAUGCCCUUUUAUGGCAUUAUGUGGGAAAAUUAGGCUUGUCACUCUCCAUUAUUGAGGUGCUGUGCAAAGCAUGUUUUCAUCCUGUA
Messenger RNA from Lotus japonicus, 690 nucleotides. RefSeq lists its product as uncharacterized. The record is from RefSeq and is a predicted model, not a curated record. Bases 157 to 477 code for a protein of 106 amino acids. The transcript has 3 exons. Lineage: Eukaryota; Viridiplantae; Streptophyta; Magnoliopsida; Fabales; Fabaceae.